AUGGCAUUGAUCAAAAAGGCGUUCAAUUGGUCCUAUGAUGAGUUUCUCGACUAUUUGUCAGUGAAUCCAACAAGAGAUGAGGUGACGCAUUACAAGGUGAAUCCUGACCUAGAAGGAGAUGAUUCCAUAAUGAAGAUGCUCACAGUGAAGGAUUUUGGAAGUAUUACCUGUCUGGAUUAUUCUGAAGCAGAAGUUGGUCUUACUGCUGUUGGUGAAAAGAAUGGUUACAUGAGAUUAUUCAAUAUCAUCAAUGCUGAGGAUGACGGUGAAGAGCAUUUCAACCUUGGUGCCAGAGCCAAACAACAGCGUACUAUAAAUGCAGUGGGAAUUAAUACCAAUGGGCUCAUAGCGAUUGGUCUGGAUCGUAACAGACAUGAUCCGUCCUUGCAGAUUUGGGAUAUCAACUACCAAAGCACAGAAUCUGACAUUAUCAACCCAACAUUUUCCUAUUGCACCAACGAAAGUAUUGUAUCACUAAAAUUCUUGAAUGAUACCAAUAUAUUGACCUCAAGCACAAAAUUUCUCAAGGAGAUUGACGUCAGAUCUCCCAAUUCAAUCUACCAACACCCAACGAGACUAACAUACGAUAUCAAGCUUAACCCUUUUAAUGAUUGGCAGUUUAGUACAUAUGGUGAUGAUGGAACUUUAGCAAUUUGGGAUAGAAGGAGACUGGUGAGUAAUGUCUCUAAUGGUAACUUAACAUUGACGACACCUUUACUUACUUUUGAGAAACUGGUUGGUGCAGGAUCAGCCUCUAGGAAGUAUAUGAAUUCCUGUUUCAGAUGGUCCCCUAUCAGAGAUAAAGAAUUCUCCACCCUGUAUCAUGGAGACACUAUUAAAAUAUGGAGACUGGGUUCUUACGUCAAUUCCGAAGUCUCUGAAGAUUACGAGAGUUUUUUUGUAUCAACAGUUCAUGAUAUUGAAACGCCUUAUGAUAGAGUUGCUACUUUCGAUUAUAUCUCUAAAAACAACAAGGAUGCAAGUUUUCUGUGUAUGAGGCAGUCAGGUACGGUUUAUAGAAUGUCGAUAGACCAGAACUAUACCAACUCUAAAUUCAAUAAUAGGAACACUCUCCUAUUAUCUAAUUCAAACGGGCCUGAUAUCGAGGAGAUUGCUGUGGCUCAAGAUAAACCUAAGUCAGCACUUGAGAAUUUAGGUGCAAUACAUAAGAAUCUAUCAUUCGAGGAUCUUGAUUUAAGAGAUGAUUAUGGGAAAUCUGAAGAUGAUACUAAUGACGACUACGAAGAUGAGGAUGUUGACGAUGAUAAUCAUAGUAAUGUUACUGAACACACAGAGGGAAAUGAAAGCAAGCAUUUAUUACAAGAAGGUGAAGGUAAUAAUUUAUACUGGAAAGCUGAAAAGUUACUUCAAGAAGAUAUUAGUGUGAUUAUGAGAAAGAGAGCACAACUAGGAUAUGGACUUGACCCCAUGACAACUGUCGAGAUUGUAGAUAGGUCGAGGGCUCUUCAGAACUAUUCAUAUAUAAGAAAUACUUGGAGAUGGAUAGCCAUAGCUAAGACCUCAGAUGUCGACGGUACAAUGGUAUCAGGUGACUUGGAUUUGGGAUAUGAGGGUAUCUUAGGUAUAUGGAAUGGUCUAAACGGUAUUUCCAAUCAAAACCGGCAUAGUGAGGAUGUUAUAAUUAGCGAUAAACAACUGAUACGAGAGAUGGAUAAAAUCAUCAGACUGAGAAAGAAAAAUAAAGAUAUUAACAGCUAUCAUGGGGCCAUUGCAAAAUUUGCAGACUCACCAAAGUUUAUUCAACGGAAGCUGUGUCUCAUUAUAUCAGGAUGGGAUUUAUCACCAUCAGACUAUCAGGAAAAAUAUGAUAUAAUUAUUAAGAAUGGUAACUAUGAGAAGGCUGCUGCGUGGGCAAUGUUCUUUGGUGAUAUUCCCAAAGCGAUAGAAAUCCUGGGUUCUGCUAAGAAGGAAAGAUUAAGACUUAUUGCUACGGCAAUCUCUGGCUACCUAGUCUACAAAGAUCAACCAGGAAACAAUGCCUGGAGACAGCAAUGCAGAAAAAUGUCUAAUGAUCUUGACGAUCCCUACCUGCGAGUAAUAUUUGCAUUCAUUGCGGAUAAUGACUGGUGCGAUAUAUUAUAUGAGCCUGCCAUCUCAUUGCGUGAAAGAUUGGGAGUUGCAUUAAGGUUUUUAAACGACAGUGAUCUGACCAGAUUCUUGGAAAGAACUUCAUCUAUUGUGAUCAAUAAUGGUGAAUUAGAAGGACUGAUAUUGACAGGUAUAACUCCGAUAGGUAUAGAUUUGUUGCAGUCAUACGUUAUGAAGACCAGUGAUAUACAAAGCGCUGCUCUAAUUGCAGUAUACGGAUGUCCGCGUUAUUUCCGCGAUCAAAGAGUAGAUGAAUGGAUCGAUACCUAUAGGACCAUGUUGAACUCGUGGCAACUAUUCUCUAUGAGGGCUAAAUUUGAUGUACUCAGAGCCAAAUUAUCAAAGACUAGCGCAGGAAAUGUCACUGUUAAUGUCACACCUAGGCAACUAUACAUUCAAUGUUUAAGUUGUAAGAAGAACAUCAACAAGCCCAUAAGUGCCGAAGCAUCAGCAGCCAAGAACAAGUACACACAUAAAUUAUCGCAUGAUAAAGAGGAACGUAGCGUCAACCACAGUUAUUUCUGUCCACAUUGCGGUGCACCGUUCCCCAGAUGUGCCAUAUGUCUGAUGCCAUUAGGUACGUCUAACUUGCCGUUUGUGAUAAACGGAAUUAAGGGAAACGACCAAGACGCUCACACAGAGGUACACUCCACAGAGCACAGUGACACAGCGGAACCACAAGAAACCAAUGUUUACAAGCGUAAGUUAAAGCUGAACGAAUGGUUCAGCUUCUGUCUAACGUGCAAGCACGGAAUGCAUGCAGGCCAUGCAGACGAAUGGUUCGAAAGACACACAAUCUGUCCAACACCGGGCUGCACUUGCCAAUGCAAUAGAUAG
This is a messenger RNA of Nakaseomyces glabratus, 2946 nucleotides long. It is a transcript of the gene SEA4, whose product is annotated as Sea4p. Gene Ontology annotation, molecular function: protein binding. NCBI's taxonomy places the organism in Eukaryota, Fungi, Ascomycota, Saccharomycetes, Saccharomycetales, Saccharomycetaceae. Gene Ontology annotation, biological process: positive regulation of TORC1 signaling. The record is from RefSeq and is a predicted model, not a curated record. Gene Ontology annotation, cellular component: cytoplasm.